UCCUCCUCCUCCUCCUCCUCGCAGCGUUGGUCGCCAUCCAUCCCCUCUCCUCCUCCUGUACCAUAACAGAUGGUGGGAACAACAUUGCAUCCACCGGGUACCACAACAACAAUAGACCGCAGCAUCCAGUCCGGACGACGCUGGCCUUGCACCAUCAUGGUCCCGGUGCAGGACUGCGUGAGGCUGUGAGUGCCGUCGUGAUUUGUUUCACGCGGUACCACCACCACCACCGCCACGGCCACGGAGGAACCUUCUUGCGACUGUUUGGGCUCUCCAUCGAGCGGGGAAGAUGGCCGCGAUGAAAAUAUUAACCAGCACGGGGCUCUUCCUGGCUCUCUGCGCGCUGGGGCUGCUCGCCAUGGCGAUCUGCACCGACUACUGGUACGAGACGGACGCGCGGAGGCACCGGGAGAGGUGCAAAAACUAUGCCAACAAGCGAAACGACCCGGGCUACAUCUACAUUUCGAACCACAACCUCCCCCUCCAGAUGCCUCCAAAGAGCCUGGAGAGGAAAGGUAGCGGCCCGGACGCUGCUCCUCUCCUCAGGGGGAAGCGGCACUUUCUGGCCGCCGCGUCUGCCAUGGAGUCCCACUGCAGCCGGCAGUAUAACUCCACCAUCUCCGGGCUUUGGAGGAAGUGUCACCGUUCGGGCUUCGACCUGGAGACCGAGGACCUCAUCUACAAAGGAAUAAUUCAAAGAUGUACCCCAGUCAAGUAUCACUACUCUUCGUCCAUCCUGCCACGAAAUUUACCCGUCAACAUCACAAAGACCAUACGCCAGGACGAGUGGCACGCACUCCAUCUAAGAAGAAUGACGGCCGGCUUUGUGGGCAUGGCCGUGUCCAUCAUUCUUUUUGGCUGGAUCAUUGGAGUGCUGGGAUGCUGCCAGCAGCAUGAUCUCAUGCAAUAUGUAGCUGGGCUACUCUUUCUCAUGGGAGGAACGUGCUGCAUCAUCUCCUUGUGCACAUGCGUGGCGGGGAUCAACUUUGAGCUGUCGCGCUACCCCCGCUCCAUGUACGGCCUCCCUGAAGACAUUAGCCAUGGCUAUGGCUGGUCCAUGUUCUGUGCCUGGGGGGGCCUUGGCCUCACGUUGCUGGCCGGCUUCCUCUGCACCCUGGCCCCCUCCCUGAGCACGCCGGCUCGCACGACGACCCACAAGCCGAGGCAGGAGAACGGAACCGUGUGACGGAGGCGCCUAAAAGCGACUGACCCACCGGACCCACCCGCCCCCGGCCUCACCCCCUCCUCCCCCGUCCUCCCCCUCCGUCCUCCAACCUUGAUGUUUAACUCUGAAACAGCUUUUGUCUGAUCACCAUCUCACCGACACCGCCCUCCUCCUCCUCCUCCUCCUCCUCCUCCUCCUCUUCCUCCUCCACCCAAAGUGUUCAGCGUGCCUGAGUUGGGAACGAAGGAGCAAAGCAACGACGAACGGGACGUCACGCCGACAGUAACACACGACCCGGGGGGGCGCGCCUCUCAUAGCACAAAUAAGACGUUUCGAUUUCUGACGUGCUGACUUUACGACCUGAAGGUGACUGUUUUCUCUGAGCAGAAUUUGUCUUAACAUGGUGCUCUCUUAAAGACACACACAUAAACACACACAAAAGCAGCAGCAGCAGCAGCUUCUCCACACACACACACACACACACACACACACACACACACACACACACACACACACUGAAUUUACUCCGGACGAAUCACGAGAGUAAUCCUCCGAAACACACAAGCAUCAGGCCAGAGCAUCCCGUCGGCGUUCCUCUUUCAGUCGAGUGACGUGUGCUGUGUAAAUGUUCGUAAUGAAGAAAAAAACAAACGACAACAACAAAAAAAAAAAUUAAAAAACAAAGACUGCCCAACGCUUACGUCUGGUGUAGCGCACUAACCGAAACGAAACACCCCCCUCAUCACCACCAUCACCAUCACCAUCACCACCACCACCACCACCGGGCGGCGUACAGAGGGAACAAAAUCCAGAGCAAAGUAUUUCAAGUGAAGAGAUUGUAUAUGUACAAAUGCAUCUCUGUGUAGAUUCAGAUCAUCAUCUGUGUGGAUUUUAUUUAUUUAUUUAUUUUUUUUUUUUGUGAGGAGCGAAAAAGAAGCCAUGACAAGAAUCAGUAACAGAGGAGCUGUUCACCCUUAACAUGAGUCGGCCUUUUUUUAUUCCCAGUGUAAAACUCUGAAUACAAGUUUAGAGGCAAAAGAAUAAAAUGAUCCAAAUAAAAAUACAAGCACAAGCUACAAAUACCGCCCCCCCUCCAAAAAAACAAAAAAAUAUAUAUAUCUAUGUAUAGCAACAUAUAUAUAACAAAAAUACCCUAAAAUCUGACUCUGGAAUUAAAGAAAUUAGGACAAUUUAGUUUGUGAUUGACACCGUUUUAAUACAUUUGAAAUCAUUAUAGGUGUGUGAAGUGGCAUCUUUAAAAAAAAAUAAAAAAAAAUAAUAGAAUAAAAAAGGUAAAAAACAGUAUUGGUACAUCCAUAACAUAUGUUAUUUUUUAAAUUAUAUGUUUUAAAUUUAUGUGACUCAAUCUGGUUUUUAAAAAAGAAAUAAGAUUAAAAUCCAUUUAGGCAGUGAUGUAUCUAAAAAGUUGCAUCAGAUGUUUUUUUUUUUUUUUUUAUGAAUUAAUCACACGUGGAAAAUCAAGCUGUAAAUCUUUAUAUUUUUAAGUGUCUUCUUCAUGGAUGCUACCGCGCCUUAAAUUCCCACCACACAUCAGUGACAUACCCCAGUGUUUGUGUACUAAGCUACGCAGUUGUGUAUGUGGUAGUGUGUAGUAUGGGACUAGAUGUCAUGAAAGGUUUUUGAAAAUGGAAACUUGUUCAGAUGAUUCUCCUCGAUAAUAACUAGCAGCAGCCAUUUUUUUUUUUAAAUUAUUAUUAUUAUCGUUUAUUUUUCUAGUCGUGCUCUUCUUUUGGUCCCCUACGGUCGUUACAACUCAUUUAUUUUUUAAAAUCACGAGAAUAUUACAGCCAUGUGUGAUUUUAUAUACGUGUUGAUUGCCUGAGAUGAGAUAUUCUAUCAGCUAUGUCAAUUAACUUUCUUAGAAACAAAAAAGAAAAAGAAGAAAAAAGAAGAGGUGUUGUGCGUGUGUCAAACAACACUGUGCGUGAUGUUCAGUCCUUUUCACCGUCACAUGACAUUAGGGAGGAAAAUUAACUGAGGCAUGAUUGAAAACUGUAUCUUCAGUGUCUUGUUGUAUCUUUGCACUUUGCCGCGUCUCAUAGAGGUCGGUGAAGGGGAGGGGAGGGGAGGGGGCGCGUGGCGUGGCGUGGCGUGGGGGGGGUGGGCGGAUGAUCGGAGCAUGUGAUGAGCACCCCAGUCGUGUCUUUUUACAGAAAAGAGUUCGGGUUCAUGCCAUGUUGUGUGUUCAGGGUCAGUCGGUCUCUGGCUCUUAUUGUGAAAUUAUCUAUGCCAGGAAGUGGGACAGUAUUUAUAUCUGUGGUCGUUACACUGGCAGUGGACAGAAUGCGAAUCUGUUUGGUGUGUGUGUUUUUUUUUAUUAUUAUUAUUUUAUUUAUUUUUUUUAAAAUUCACGGCCAAACUGAAAUGCAGUCAUGUGCACCGAUCAGCCAGAACAUUAAGACCACUGACAGUUCAAAGUUCUGCUGGGAAACUUUUGGACCUGGUUUUCAUUUGCGUGGAUGUUACUUAGACAUGUAGCACCCACCUAAACCAGACCAGGCCCCCCACCCCACCCUAUAGCAAUGACACAAUAAACAGUGUUGACCAGUUUCAAGAAUUUUUGUCAAGCAAAAACAGCUUGAAGCGUUGGCAGAUUUGAUUCGAUUGAAUAUACGAAUAUUUUGCUUCUUUCUAGUAAUGCUGUUUUUGCCGCUCUUUUGUGUCCACUCUCUGAUGAGGACGGACACAUGCAUUAAAUGGGAGCUUCUGCAGGUGUGCAGGUCUUUUCUACAGCUUUUCAUUCUCUGACACAACUGUGCAACCUGCGCAACAUCAGGAAGGUGGUCAUAAUGUUCUGCCCGGUCGGCGUUUUGCGUCGCUGUACAGCAGUGAGCUGUAACGUAGAAGUACUUGGUGCAAGUAUAACGUGUUGUUAGGACUGAAGCACAAUUGCACACACGACUCUUAAAAAAAAAAAGAAAAGUUUUUUGUGUAUCAGUUAAAAGGUGGGAUAAUCUGACUUUUCUAGUACUGACGUGCCGCCGCUGCGCACACGAUGCAGUGCAGUCAAAAAGCAUUAAAAGAGAAACUCCCAAAGCACACGUUAAACCCCCGUCCCGCCUUCCUUCCCUUCAUAUCUCAACUAGUCGAGCUCGACGUCAUGCCAGUGUCCGUGAACCGAAAGCUCAACACCGUAGACGGAGCAGUAGCACGCAGUAGCAACCUUUACAAAGACGCCACAAAACAACAAAACUUCUAGAGAGCGGACGAGGCCGUGCACGGUUUGUAAGGGGCGGCGUUUGAAAUGGUUGUAAAAUCCCUCGAGCGGCAACUUCCUGUGUUUCAUGAGGAACUUUAGAAAUGUACCCUGUGCAACGAGAGAGAUGCCCUGUGAAAGAAAAAGAAAAGAAAAAAAACAAAAAAGAAACGCCACCGUUCAGAUUGGUGGCAACUUUGUUUCAGUAGCACAGCUAUUAUUUUCUACGAGUCAUUUAUACUGGUUCCAUCCACCUCAGAUGUUAUGUGGGGAUUAAAAAAAAAACAAAAAAACAAACAAAGAAGAAGAAUAAAAAAAGACAUUACAGUCUUGCAUGAUCUCAUUACAGUUAGUUUCUUUCAAUAUACUACAAACUUGUGUCCAUUUUUAAUUAAUUUAUUUUACUGAAAUAAAAUAUGUAAUUAUUAA
Molecule: messenger RNA, 4811 nt
Organism: Mugil cephalus (flathead mullet)
Lineage: Eukaryota; Metazoa; Chordata; Actinopteri; Mugiliformes; Mugilidae
Gene: tmem276b
Product: transmembrane protein 276b
Exons: 4
Coding region: 290-1186 (298 amino acids)
Cellular component (GO): membrane
Source: RefSeq, a predicted model, not a curated record